Poeciliopsis prolifica (blackstripe livebearer) is the source of this 1655-nucleotide messenger RNA. RefSeq names its product DPY30 domain containing 2 (gene dydc2). The coding region runs from base 124 to 1407 and encodes 427 amino acids. NCBI's taxonomy places the organism in Eukaryota, Metazoa, Chordata, Actinopteri, Cyprinodontiformes, Poeciliidae. The record is from RefSeq and is a predicted model, not a curated record. The transcript is spliced from 11 exons.
GGUCGGAACUGUUCGAAGAGGGAAUCCAAAAAAUGAGACGCCGUCACUAUGGAGACGUAGCUCUACAUUCGACGCGCAGCAACAAGGAUUAUUUGUGCAGGUGUUCGCGAGGAGAGUGAUAGCAUGGACUCGGAGUACAUAAAGAAACACCUGGGGGAGUGCCUGGCCGAGGGGCUAGCUGAAGUAGCCGAGAUAAGGCCCGUUUACCCCAUCCAGUAUCUUGCUCACUGGCUCUACAAAUACAGGUCUAAUGCUAAAUUCGAGAUAGAGAAAAAAGAGCAAUUUGCUCUGAUGGAGGAAAGGAUUGCUGAAUAUAACAGACAGAAAGCGAUAAGAGAGGAGGAGGAGAGAGCUGCUAGAGUCCUGGAAGAACUUCUAAGAGAAGCUGAGAAAUCCAUGGAGCCUGAAGAAUCCAUUGAAACCACUGCUGAAGUUGAGAAACCUACUGAAGAUACAAAACUGGUGACUGGUCAAUCUGAGUCUGGCAAAAAUGAGGAACCAGAGCAGACUGGCCAAAUACAAUCAACUCCCAGACAAGAUGGCAGUGAUUUAAAAUCCAACAUUACAGAGAAUCUGCACAACAAACUUGAAACCUUUGACUUUCCAAAUGCAGAGAAGGUGGAUGAAGAAGACAAGGAUAAACCUGAAGGCUCCAUCCAUGUGGAGACAACCUCAACUUUGCAGAAUGAGGAGCUCAAAAUAGAGAAAACAUUCCCACUUGAACAACAAGAAGAAGCCAUGACAGACACCAAACAGGAGACUGAAGAGCCCAGUUCUGUUCCUCUUCAAAACCAGGUGAUCGAUCAGUCUGAAUCUGGCGGACAUGAAGAACCAGAACAAACUGACCAACCGCAAUUGACUCCCAGGCCAGAUGGCACUGAUUUAAUAUCCAACAACACAGAGAACCUUCACAGCAAACCAAAUCCUGCAGCAUUUGACUCUCCAAAUGCAGAGAAGGUUGAUGGAGAGAAUGAUAAACUUGAAGACUUUAUCCAAAUGGAGACAACGUCCAUUCCUCUACAAAAUGAGGAGCUCAAAACAGAGAAAACAGAUCCAACUGAAGAAGAAGAAGCCAUGACAGACACCAAACUGGAAACUCAAGAGCCCAGUUCUCUUCCUCUUCAGAACCAGCACAAGGCUGAUGAAGCAGAGAAAAAGCUUGAGGAGCCUGUUGAAGGGGAUCUGCAGAGCAAGGAUGAAGAUGAAAAUAGAUCUGAAGAAUUCGCCCCACUAGAGACAGAUUCACGCCCACAGAGUGAAGAUCUUGGACAAGAGGAGACAAAUCCUGAUCAAGAAAGCAUUGGUGAAUUAAGUGAGGAGAUACAAGAAACAAGUUCCCCCACUCUUGAAGACCGGACUAAUUCACUUCAAAAUGAUACAGAGGAGCAGCUCGGGGAUGAGGCAUGACUUGACUCCGUCUGAAAGUGAACCCUCACCGGAAUGAUCACCGUGACUCAGCCAAGGCAGCCUGAUGAAUCUCUCAAAGAUUGAAAACAGAGGUCAUAUUUCUAGAGACUGGCUCUUAAAUGAUUUACAUCUUUCCAAACUAUACACACACACACGCGCGCACCCCCCCCCCCCACACACACACACACACCACACCCACACACACACAUACACACACACACACACACACACACACACAAACUGUUACC